Ustilago hordei is the source of this 387-nucleotide messenger RNA. Its product is annotated as putative ribonuclease T1. Gene Ontology annotation, molecular function: RNA nuclease activity; RNA binding. Lineage: Eukaryota; Fungi; Basidiomycota; Ustilaginomycetes; Ustilaginales; Ustilaginaceae. The transcript has 2 exons. The record is from RefSeq and is a predicted model, not a curated record. Bases 1 to 387 code for a protein of 128 amino acids.
AUGAAGUUCUCGCUCGCCCUCCUCGCCAUCAUCCCCGCCGCUCUCGCCGCCCCCAUCCUUGAGCCUCGUCAGAGCGGCGUCUCCGUUCGUUGCGGUAGCGUCUCCUACUCUUCCAGUCAGGUCAACCGUGCUAUCAACAACGCCGAGUCUGGCAACUACGACAGCUCCGGUUACCCUCACACUUACAACAACUACGAAGGUUUCGACUUUUCCGACUACUGCAACGGCCCUUACAAGGAGUACCCUUUGAAGAGCUCUUCUUCGGGUUACACUGGCGGCUCGCCUGGUGCUGACCGGGUUGUGUACGAUGCUAACGAUGGUACUUUCUGCGGUGCUAUCACCCACACUGGCGCUUCGGGCAACAACUUUGUUCAGUGCUACUACUAA